This is a messenger RNA of Naumovozyma dairenensis CBS 421, 969 nucleotides long. It is a transcript of the gene ORT1, whose product is annotated as Ort1p. The transcript has a single exon. The record is from RefSeq and is a predicted model, not a curated record. NCBI's taxonomy places the organism in Eukaryota, Fungi, Ascomycota, Saccharomycetes, Saccharomycetales, Saccharomycetaceae. Bases 1 to 969 code for a protein of 322 amino acids. Gene Ontology annotation, biological process: mitochondrial L-ornithine transmembrane transport. Gene Ontology annotation, molecular function: L-ornithine transmembrane transporter activity.
AUGAGAUCCUUUACAAUCGAACACCAAAUGAAAAUUCAACUAUUUACCAUUUUUUUCUACAUUACUACCCUUCCAAGCAUACAAUUAUUUUUAAACCUCGAUCAAAUGGACACCAUAAAUAAUGGGGGCGGGUUUAGUUCUGCGAUAAGAGAUAUCGUCACAGGUUCCAUAGCUGGUGCCAUCGGUAAACUAAUAGAAUACCCCUUUGAUACAAUAAAGGUAAGGUUACAAACACAAGAAUCAUAUAUGUUUCCAGAUACAUGGUCAUGUAUCAAAUACACAUACAAGAACGAAGGGAUACUUCAUGGAUUUUUCCAAGGUAUCGAAUCACCAUUAAUUGGUGCCGCAUUAGAAAAUGCUAUCUUAUUCCUAUCAUACAAUCAAUGUGCGUCCUUUUUGGCACAUUUCACGACUUUUUCCAGUUUUGUCGUGAUCUUAAUAUCUGCCACGUUUGCUGGUUCAUGUGCAAGCUUCGUUUUGACACCAAUAGAGUUAAUCAAAUGUAAAUUACAAAUAUCAAACUUACAAAUGGAUUUAUCUGAUGAGGAAAGACAUACUAGUAUCAUUCCAACCAUAAAACAUAUAGUAAAAGAACGUGGAAUCUUAGGUCUAUGGCAAGGUCAAUCGAGUACGUUUAUUAGAGAAUCCAUAGGUAGUAUGAUUUGGUUUGCUACAUACGAGCUAAUGAAACGGAGUUUGAGAAUGGAAAAGGAUUCUAAUGACACAUGGGAACUAUUAAUCAGCGGUGCCAUUGCAGGAUUAGCAUUCAAUGGAACUGUCUUCCCUGCAGAUACAGUGAAAUCUAUAAUGCAAACAGAACAUACAAAUUUAAAAGAGACCGUGCAGAAUAUACUGGACCGAUACGGCGUCGCUGGAUUUUAUCGUGGCCUAGGAAUUACCCUUAUAAGAGCUAUCCCUUCCAAUGCAGCUAUUUUUUUCACGUAUGAAAAGUUGACUAAACUAAUAUAA